UGAAAUGAUUUAUUUUACACUUAUAAAAAUAUAAGUGCUCAAAUGGGUCUAAAUGAUUUCAAUUUCCGGUGUGGCUGAAAAAAGUGCAAUGAGUUUCAAGCUGAAAUAUGAACUAAUCUAGUUUUAAAUUCUAGAUCAUUAAAAAAAAUGUAGCUACGUAUAUAAUACUCGUAGAAACAACUGUUUAGCUAUUACGCCGGCUUUUUAGUUAUAGUAGAGUACCUAGUAUAACUUAUGUUCGCAGUUUUGUAGGUAUUAUGCUACGAUGCAGAAGAUGCAUUUAAAGUUACACCUUUUUAAAACUGUAACAAUAAAAAGGAUCUCCGAACAGCCUAUGAAAAGACCUUACUCUACCCUGUACUUGUAUUUACUUACAUUGCUGUAGAUAGAGAGAUACAUAGAGCGUCGAGACAUUUAUUGAUAAAACAAUUCACCAUUAACUCCCUGUCUCAUAGCUGAGCAGUUUAGGCGCUUAGUAUUUUAUUUUUUCUUUUAUAAUGGAUGCUACAAUACCUGUUUUUGAAAAGCCCCAUCGACCUUUGACUGUUUUAGACUGGACAAGAAACAUUCAGAGGCUACAAAAUGAAGCGAGGCUUCGUCGAUUUGAGUCUUAUGAGUUGAGAAAUCGAGCCAACCAGUUGAGGAACGAGACUUCGGUAACCACGAGAUGGGAUACCUAUGUUAACAACGAGUUGUUGAGGGAUAGAAUAUGCGAAGUCCAAGCAUGGAGGGAAAAGCAGAGGUUCACAAGAGAAUGCGUAAGAGACGAGAUAAGAGCUUUGAAAGAAGAGAAACAUGCAACUGAACUCCACUUGGAGUCCCUACAAGUUCCCUUUAUGGUGAUAUCUCAGUGUCUCUCUAAUAGAGAUCAGAGAGUGCCUCCAGAGUUGACUAGAGACCAGCUUGGGGAGGAGCUAAAUAAGGAGCUGCACAUCGCAGAAAAUAGCAAGCGUGUCUUAAUGGACGUCUGCCACAUGGGCUGGGAGAAGAUAAAGGAGCUCACCAAUGUGCUCUGCCGCCUGGAGCGCGAGAUCAAGAAUAAAGACGAAACCCUCGACUUGGAGUACCACGUCAAAGACCUGACCAGGGACAGCACUGAUAUUAGUUUCAAGCUGGAUCCUACUAGGGUAGUAACGGAAUCAAUGACAGAAGAGAGUUACGUCCACUGCAUAGAGAACACGAUAAAGAUAGCAGAACAGCUUAUGUCCGAGUCCAAGACUCUUCGAGAGACGAUGUUCAAAAGCCGCGAGCAGGCGAGGAACCAGAUGCAUGCCCAGAGUCAGCAGGUCGAGCUCAUUAUGAGGAGGAGGGUCUUUGACAUACAGAGGGCUAGGAAUGAGAUGGAGUGGCAGAAGUACAAGCUAGAGCAAAAUCUUAAAAAAGUAGACAGGGAGAUUGAAACCCUCCGUGCAGCAGUCGCGGAUAAGAUAAACCCGACAAAACUGGUGGAAACCAGAUUGGAAACCAGGACCAGAAGACCAGUCCUUGAAAGAGUUCAGGAUAAGCCCAUGCGUGGCUUGAUAGAAGAGUUCGAAAGGGUUCACAUGAGUCACAAUAUGCUCGAAAAGAAAUUGGAAGAAGCACUCACAACAUACCACGGCAUGUUCAACCACCACGGGCGCGUAACAAAGGACUUGCAAUACAAGAACCAGGCUCUGGAGACGGACAGGCGCCUCAUAGAGAUCAGGAAGCCAUUGCACUCAUCUGAUGAAACCGAGUUCAAGAGGAAUGUCGGGUAUUGCCAUAUGAGCGAUGAGCUAGUGACCGACUAGUGGGCAACACUUUAUGCAGGAAUUGUUUAGCUGGCAACACUUAAUUCUGUUAUGUUACCUACGAGACCUACCUACUAGACUUAAAAUUAUCGAUGUUUUUUUAGUUUUUGAUGUUGCAUUUUCAUUUCAACUUUUAAGAUGAAUGCUUGAAAAAAAAAUGUGGCUUUUGCACUAGAAUCUAGACACUGAAUCUAGAUUAUUAACACAAUAAUUAUUCAAAAGCGAAGGUUAUAUUUUGUUCUGUUUGGCGCCACUUCAUUCAAUUUUUAAUCUUCACUGCGCAAAAGUUAACUCCAUUUUAAAACUAGUUACUUAAAUGUAAGAAAACUAUAACAUUAUAAUGUAAGCUAUUAGCACAGAUUUAAGUUAUCUCUAGCAUAACUAAUUAUUAAGACUGUCACCAUCAGCGGUCGUGUUCAAAAAAAACAACUACAAUGUUAAAAAAUCUCGUAUUUAUUCAUUUAAUAACAUAACAAGCACUGUUCUGUAAUAUUAUAUUAUACAUUAUAAUAAGAUAUUAUAAAUAAAUAUGUCAUGAUAUUUAUGACGAUACACCUUGGUAUUCGCUAAGCAUUUGAUGUAA
This is a messenger RNA of Helicoverpa zea (corn earworm), 2355 nucleotides long. RefSeq names its product tektin-2-like. Gene Ontology annotation, cellular component: nucleus; microtubule cytoskeleton. Gene Ontology annotation, biological process: cilium assembly; cilium movement involved in cell motility. NCBI's taxonomy places the organism in Eukaryota, Metazoa, Arthropoda, Insecta, Lepidoptera, Noctuidae. The record is from RefSeq and is a predicted model, not a curated record. The coding region runs from base 498 to 1772 and encodes 424 amino acids. The transcript is spliced from 6 exons.